AAAUGGCCCUAAAGAAAGCCCAGGGCUGAACACUGGUACCGUGAUUGCUAUUGGAAAGAUGCGUGUCAUUCUUGCCGUGCUGAUUUCUAACUUGUUCAUCAGACAGUGAAUGUGAUAUUGGAAGAAAAUGGAAAAAUUGAAGCAAUCGUCAUAUGCUUGUACUAAACUUUUCUCGUGAUCCCAGAUUCCUCUCAUUACAGUUGUGUUCAGGGUUGUGGAUUUUGCUGUUGCGAGCGAGAGCCUGUUGAGAUUUCUAUUUGGAGGUUUCUAUUUUGAAGUAUGUAUUAUCCCUUUUAAAGUACAGAUUUAAUGAUGCCAAAGAUACUCCUUGAACUGCUGUCGGCUUUUGUUUAAUUCAAAUUUAUCCUCAGUUUCAAAAUCAAAUCUCCAGAAUAAUCAGUGUUCCUUUUGCUCUCAUGUCCAGGAAACUCCAAAAACAACAAUAACAGACAGCCCCAAACUACUCUUACCCCAAGGCUUAUAUUUAGUGUGUCCUCAGUGUAGCAUCCCAGGGUGAAGUGCAUGGACGUGUGCAAGACUCAGUGUGGAUUCUGAACACCUAUCAAAUUUUUUAAACCCGUAUUGAGAGGCAAAAUAAAUUACCUCUGUUUCCUUAUGAACGCUUUCUGAUAAGUAAGCAGUAAAAUGGUUAUACUUGUGAUCAGAUUCUUCUGAUUCCGUGCCUAAAGGAAAUGUCUUUAUUUUUCUAUUUCAGUAGUUGAAAAUAAGUUGUUGGUAGCAUUUAAAGCAAGCUUGUUACGUUCAGGAAAUAAUUCUCUGCUGUGAGAAGGUGUUCAUAGCCAAAUGCUGUUUGUCACUGUCACUGAAAACAUAAAUUAUUUGUAGUUAUGCAAGUUGUACAGAAUUUUACUUGGCAAUCUGAAAAUUUAUUAAAUGAACAAACUGGAAUUUCUGUGUUGUACUUAAGUCUUUUUUUUUCUCUGAAUAAAAGUCUGUACAAAGACUAUAGCAUCCUGACUCUCUCGAUAGCGAUGUAAAAAUGUGGUUGACAUCUACCCCUCGACUGUGAUCUGGACACUAAGUGCUUUCAAGAGCAGAUGAAACUAGUACUUCUUUUUGCACCCCACCCCCCCCCCCCCAAAAAUCCAUGAUUUCCUAGGGCAUGGGUCUUUCUAGCAAGGGGUAGCACUUUGUCAGCCUUGUAACAAUGCACUGCCAGGAAACUACAAGGUACUAUCCAAACUGAAUAAGAGUGUGAUAGUAUUACCCACACACCACCUGGGUGUGGUGUUGUGUCCCAUCUAGUGGCACAGAGACGGCUUAGCCCUGGUCUACACUAGGACUUUAGGUCGAAUUUAGCAGCGUUAAAUCGAUGUAAACCUGCACCCGUCCACACAAUGAAGCCCUUUAUUUCGACUUAAAGGGCUCUUAAAAUCGAUUUCCUUACUCCACCCCUGACAAGUGGAUUAGCGCUUAAAUCGAUGUUGCCGGCUCGAAUUUGGGGUACUGUGGACACAAUUCGAUGGUAUUGGCCUCCGGGAGCUAUCCCAGAGUGCUCCAUUAUGACCGCUCUGGACAGCACUCUCAACUCAGAUGCACUGGCCAGGUAGACAGGAAAAGAACCGCGAACUUUUGAAUCUCAUUUCCUGUUUGGCCAGCGUGGCAAGCUGCAGGUGACCAUGCAGAGCUCAUCAGCACAGGUGACCAUGAUGGAGUCCCAGAAUCGCAAAAGAGCUCCAGCAUGGACCGAACGGGAGGUACGGGAUCUGAUCGCUGUUUGGGGAGAGGAAUCCGUGCUAUCAGAACUCCGUUCCAGUUUUCGAAAUGCCAAAACCUUUGUGAAAAUCUCCCAGGGCAUGAAGGACAGAGGCCAUAACAGGGACCCGAAGCAGUGCCGCGUGAAACUGAAGGAGCUGAGGCAAGCCUACCAGAAAACCAGAGAGGCGAACAGCCGCUCUGGGUCAGAGCCCCAAACAUGCCGCUUCUAUGAUGAGCUGCAUGCCAUUUUAGGGGGUUCAGCCACCACUACCCCAGCCGUGUUGUUUGACUCCUUCAAUGGAGAUGGAGGCAAUACGGAAGCAGGUUUUGGGGACGAAGAAGAUGAGGAGGAGGAGGAGGAGGAGGUUGUAGAUAGCUCACAGCAAGCAAGCGGAGAAACCGGUUUUCCCGACAGCCAGGAACUGUUUCUCACCCUGGACCUGGAGCCAGUACCCCCCGAACCCACCCAAGGCUGCCUCCUGGACCCAGCAGGCGGAGAAGGGACCUCUGCUGCAUGUGUUUCAAUGAUCACAGGAUCUUCUCCUUCCCAGAGGCUAGUGAAGCUUAGAAAGAAAAAAAAACGCACUCGUGAUGAAAUGUUCUCCGAGCUCAUGCUGUCCUCCCACACUGACCGAGCACAGACGAAUGCAUGGAGGCAAAUAAUGUCAGAGUGCAGGAAAGCACAAAAUGACCGGGAGGAGAGGUGGCGGGCUGAAGAGAGUAAGUGGCGGGCUGAAGAGAGGGCUGAAGCUCAAAUGUGGCGGCAGCGUGAUGAGAGGAGGCAGGAUUCAAUGCUGAGGCUGCUGCAGGACCAAACCAGUAUGCUCCAGUGUAUGGUUGAGCUGCAGCAAAGGCAGCUGGAGCACAGACUGCCACUGCUGCCCCUCUGUAACCAACCGCCCUCCUCCCCAAGUUCCAUAGCCUCCACACCCAGACGCCCAAGAAGGCGGUGGGGGGGCCUCCGGCCAACCAGCCACUCCACCACAGAGGAUUGCCCAAAAAAAAGAAGGCUGUCAUUCAAUAAAUUUUAAAGUUGUAAACUUUUAAAGUGCUGUGUGGCAUUUUCCUUCCCUCCUCCACCACCCCUCCUGGGCUACCUUGGUAGUCAUCCCCCUAUUUGUGUGAUGAAUGAAUAAAGAAUGCAUGAAUGUGAAGCAACAAUGACUUUAUUGCCUCUGCAAGCGGUGAUUGAAGGGAGGAGGGGCGGGUGGUUAGCUUACAGGGAAGUAGAGUGAACCAAGGGGCGGGGGGUUUCAUCAAGGAGAAACAAACAGAACUUUCAAACCUUAGCCUGGCCAGUCAUGAAACUGGUUUUCAAAGCUUCUCUGAUGCGUACCGCGCCCUCCUGUGCUCUUCUAACCGCCCUGGUGUCUGGCUGCGCGUAACCAGGAGCCAGGCGAUUUGCCUCAACCUCCCACCCCGCCAUAAACAACCUCCCACCCCGCCAUAAACUGACUUACAGCGUUAGUGUAGACCAGCUCCCAGUGUACACAAGGCCACCAAUGGCGGUAGCAUUGGGAAGCUUAGUGUAGAUGGGCCAGUUGGUGCUUUUGGCAUUUUAAACACAAUUAAUGGUGUUUUCAAAAGAGCCCAAGUGAGUUAAGGAGGAAAAGUCCAAUUGAAAGUUGUUGUGAGCUGACUUAAGAUGAAGGGGGGAGUUGAUGUGAGUCACAUUAGCUGUCUGUCUCUGUUCCGUAGCAUAGUGAUUCUGCUCAUAACUUUCCAUACACUGAGGUUAUGAAAUGGAAAUAGUUGAAAAACCACUUUAAGGUGGAGUUGAGGU
Caretta caretta (loggerhead turtle) is the source of this 3502-nucleotide messenger RNA. The record is from RefSeq and is a predicted model, not a curated record. Lineage: Eukaryota; Metazoa; Chordata; Testudines; Cheloniidae.